Molecule: messenger RNA, 1817 nt
Organism: Pimephales promelas (fathead minnow)
Lineage: Eukaryota; Metazoa; Chordata; Actinopteri; Cypriniformes; Leuciscidae
Gene: tfdp1b
Product: transcription factor Dp-1, b
Biological process (GO): regulation of transcription by RNA polymerase II; regulation of cell cycle
Cellular component (GO): nucleus; transcription regulator complex
Molecular function (GO): DNA-binding transcription factor activity, RNA polymerase II-specific; RNA polymerase II transcription regulatory region sequence-specific DNA binding
Source: RefSeq, a predicted model, not a curated record
AUCCAAUCAGGGCGCGCGUUCACGGGAGGCCGCCAAGCUCAGUUUGACUGACUGCUGUGUGUGUAAUAGCUGAAGUAGCUCGCACAUAAACACACACUUUUAUCAAACUAACUGUGAAUAUCAGCGCGAGAUAUGACGCGGAUGUGAGCGGGAUAGUUAAGCAGAACUGCCGUCUCAGAACGAAGACUGGCCACACACUCCGCUCUCCAUCAUGGCUAACGAUGCUGGACUCAAAGAAACUAAUGGAGAGAUGAAGCUGUUUGUCAACCAGACUCCGAGUCCGGGGAAGCCUGCAGGUGUGCUGUCGUUCCUGACCGUUCAUCCGGCGUCCAUCUCUGCGGUCAAGCAGAUCCUGCCUAAAACACUCACCGGCGCUCAUGUGCUGCCACAUGUGGUGAUGGGAACCCCUCAGAGGACGGUCCUGAUACCCGACCCGCGCUCGCCCCACACACACUUCCACACGCCGCAGACCCAGAACACACUCGAGUGCUCGCCCUGGUCCGCGGGGAGCUCGUCCGGCAGGCGCAGCAGGAAAGGCGAUAAGAGCGGGAAGGGUUUGAGGCAUUUCUCCAUGAAAGUGUGUGAGAAGGUGCAGAAGAAAGGGGUCACGACCUACAACGAGGUGGCCGACGAGCUGGUGACGGAGUUCAGCUCCGGGGACACACACAUCUCCCUGAACGAGGCGCACGUGUACGAUCAGAAGAACAUCCGCAGACGGGUUUACGACGCGCUCAACGUCCUGAUGGCCAUGAACAUCAUCUCCAAAGACAAGAAGGAGAUCAAGUGGAUCGGGUUCCCCACCAACUCGGCGCAGGAGUGUGAGGAUCUGGAGGUGGAGCGGCAGAGGCGACUCGAGAGAAUCAAACACAAACAGUCUCAGCUGCAGGAGCUCAUUAUGCAGCAAAUCGCGUUCAAGAACCUGGUGCAGCGCAACCGUCAGGCGGAGCGUCAGAGCAAGAGCUCUCCGUCUCCAAACACAGUCAUCAGCCUGCCCUUCAUCAUCAUCAACACCAGCAAGAGGACCGUCAUCGACUGCAGCAUCUCCAACGACAAGUUCGAGUACCUGUUUAACUUCGACAACAUGUUUGAGAUCCACGAUGACGUGGAGGUUCUGAAGCGCAUGGGUCUGGCGUUCGGCCUGGAGUCGGGUCGCUGUAACCCGGAGCAGCUGAAGAUCGCCAGAACCCUCGUUCCCAAAGCCAUGCAGCCGUACCUCACAGAGAUGGCGCAGGGUGCCGUUAACCAGCCGAUCGGGAAGCUUUCCCAUGUGGCCACAGACCGAGGCCCGUCCAGCUCAAACGGGUCCCGAAACGAGACGCCAUCAUCACACAUGGAGGAUGAAGAAGAUGAAGACGAGGAAGAAGACUUUGAUGAAGAUGAGGAGGAGGAGGAGGAGGAUGAUGAUUAGUUUGCUUCAGCUCCAGAACCGGUGAUAUUAUGCAGAUUCCCUUUGGUUUGCCCAGUUCUUGUUUGAAACUCAAUAUUGUGAUCCUGCUGUGAGGAUUCCUCAAAUGCUUCCCAUAAUUCUGCAGCUCAGUGUGUGAUCAGCUUAUAGCAGCUGAGCUCCUCUGAUCGUCUUGGGCUGUUCCUGCAGAACUCACAGUUACAGAGGCUCUCCCACUGGGGGCUGAGGGGAGCUGUGUUGUGAUGUCAUAGGCAGCUAUUUUUGAUAUAUCGGGGCGUUUGGCGUGAGCUUUGACCUCGAGAACAUGAGAUCACAACUCAAACGUCCAGACCUUUUUGUACAAUGUAACAAAUACUAAAGAAAAUAUAGAUUUCUUAUUCAUGUAUAGAUAUUAAACCGAACGUAUGAUUUA